This is a messenger RNA of Knipowitschia caucasica, 8226 nucleotides long. NCBI's taxonomy places the organism in Eukaryota, Metazoa, Chordata, Actinopteri, Gobiiformes, Gobiidae. The record is from the annotation of a GenBank genome assembly.
AUGAGUGGUGUGACAGACUGGGCAGCAGACACAGACGGUGUUGCACAGGACGAGGUGCGGUCUGCGUCCUGGACUGAGGAGCGCUGUGAGGAGCUUUGGGACAGAAUUGAAGGAGUACGGCACAAACUCACUCGGAUCCUCCACCCGGCCAAACUCACGCCUUAUCUGCGCCAGUGCAAGGUCAUCGAUGAGGAAGAUGAAGACGAGGUGCUCAACUCCACACAGUACCCUCUGCGCAUCAGCAAGGCCGGACGUCUGCUGGACAUUCUGCGUGGCCAAGGCCAGAGAGGUCUCCAGGCGUUCAUGGAGGCUCUGGAGUUCUAUCACCCAGAGCAGUACACCCACCUGACGGGGCAGCAGCCCACGCACCGCUGCUCCCUCAUCCUCGAUGAAGAGGGUCCUGAGGGGUUGACACAGUUUCUGCUUUUGGAGGUGAAAAAGUUGCGUGAACAGCUGAAAAACAGCCGUCUGUGUGAGCGGCGCCUGUCGCAGCGCUGCCGUAUGGCCGAGGAGGAGCGCAGUCGAGCUGAACGCAAGGCACAGGAGCUGCGCCGUGAUCGACUGCAGCUCGAGAAGGUCCGGCAGGACUGGGAGUCGGCCAGCCGGGAGCUGGGAAAACUGAAGGACCGACUUUUGGAGCAGGCUGUGAAAUACUCCCGAGCUUUAGAGGAGCAAGGAAAAGCCACGAGCCGAGAGAGAGAGCUGCUGAGGCAGGUGGAAGAGCUGAGGUCAAGGAUGAGCGAAGCAGAGAGGUUCUCGUUGGAGACUUACCCCACGAUGUCGUCCAAACGCAGCAGUUUAGUGAGCAGCAGUUUUCAGCUGCAUCCACCUCCUCUGCCGGAGAAACCUCUGAAGUAUCUCAAACCAGAUGACACGGACAAUAACAGCCGGGAUUCAGGGGCGCUGAUGGACAUCCUGCAGCAGGACAGGAGAGAGGCGGCAGAGGAGCGGCAGGAGCUCUGUGACAUGAUCACCAUGUUACAAGAGGACGCACAGAGGUCUGAGGAGCAGAUGAGCCGACUCGAGAGCCAGUGUGAGCAGCUCCAACUGAAGGUCAGCACUUUGCAGCUGGACUGGGAGACGGAGCAGAAGAGAAGUGUGUCCUACUUCAAUCAGAUCAUGGAGCUGGAGAAGGAGAGGGACCAGGCCCUAAGAAGCCGAGACAGCCUGCAGUUGGAGUACACAGACUGUCUCCUGGAUAAGAACCGCUUGCGUAAGAGAAUUUCAGAGCUGCAGACCAGUAUGGAGCAACAGCAGAGGGAGCUGGAGAAAGAGGCCCGAGUGCAGAUGGACCAGAGCUCGUGUCUGCACCGUUCUCACCUGUCGUUGUGGAGCGAGGACCAGUGUUACGGCCCCUGCUGCUCUCUGGGCCUGACCCCUCAGCCCACCAACAAUCUACUGCUGCGGAAGACACACGCAAGAGGAAGAACAACAGAUUCUCAUUCCAACUCGGAGGAAAAUCUCUUAAUUUCAGCAGACGACAAUGAAAAGGAGAUUAAUCGGCUUUCCACUUUCCCCUUCCCUCCUUGUGUCAACUCCAUCAACAGAAGGUUCAAUGCAGAGUUUGACUUGGAUUCUUGGGGCAGUGAUGAGAAUGAAAACAUAGCUGGUGAACAAAGUGAGAUUUCUUUGUGGGAUUCCUGGACCUCGUUACAUUCCCAGCCCUUUUCUCCUGAUUUGAUCAAAGUUCCGACUCCCAAUGCCAUUGAUCAAAAUACUCAGGGGAUGUCCCCGCUCACGUCUCCUCCAAACUCCCCUACGUCUCUUCAGGACAGAAAUGCCAGUCUCGCUGAUGACAUCACCAUCGUGGGGGGGAAUCGGACUGGGAUCUUUGUGAGCCACGUGACGCCUGGCUCUCCGGCCGAACAGUGCGGACUCACACGAGGCUCUGAGCUGCUCGAGCUGGAGCGUGUGUUGUUUGGAGGAGGGAGUGUGCAGCUGGCUCAGUGCACUGCAGAGGUCGCACACUUUUCUCUCCAGUGGUGGACGGAGCCUUCGUCACUGAAGCACAGGAGCAACAGCGAAGCGUUUGCCAAACUGUGGACCGAGAUCCAGUCCUCUUCUUUUAUGGGGGCAGACUCAUUCUAUGUCCGUGUGAACCUGAAUAUGGAGCCUUAUGGGGACCCCCCGUGUGUGGGAGUGUCGUGCGAUGACAUCGUCCAUGUCACAGACACCAGGUUGAAUGGAAAGUAUCACUGGCGCUGUUGGCGAGUCGACCCAAACACUGCCAUGCCUCAGCAGGAAGGGACCAUGCCUAAUUACAACAGGGCUCAGCAAUUGUUACUUGUGAGGUUAAGAAAACUGGCACUUGAACAAAAAGACUCCAAGAGAAAAGUGUUUUGGAAAAAAGCAGCAGAGCGUGUUCGCCUGGUUAAAGCUGUGGACCCUUGCUUUCGUGGGGUCAGCUCUGGGCAGCAGGUUUUGUACACCCUCAGUAAACGUCACGAGGAGCAUCUGAUUCCAUACAGUUUGGUGAAGCCAUUUCAGAUCCAAACUAAACGGCCAGUUGUUUUCUCUCCAUGUCUUCUGUCCCGAAGACUUAUAGAGAAACUGAUACAACCUGCAGACUCAAGUCUGAACUUUAGCACCUGUCCCCCCAAACAUAUCCCUGUUACCGAAAGAGAAGACAAGAAAGUAUUUUUGUUAAACUCCUACACUACAGAGCAGGCUUUGGGUGUACGAGUGCAAUCCAUACAGGAUAUAAUCAGCCAGGACAAACACUGUCUGUUAGAGCUGGGGCUGUCCAGUGUUGAAGGGCUAUUGAGACAGGGGAUUUACCCUAUUGUAAUCCAUAUUCGCCCUAAAGGCAAGAAACUAAAAAAACUAAGAAAGUUUUUCCCUCGAUGUGGAGAAGACGGAGCCAUGGAGGAGGUGUGUCACGCUGAAGAGCUGCAGUUGGAGACGCUGCCUCUGCUUUAUCACACUCUGGAGCCAAACACCUGGAGCAGCACAGACGACCUACUGUCAUCCAUACGCAGUGCCAUACAUAGCCAACAGAGGGCGGAGUAUUCUGAAAGGGAACAGUGUUUCAUGGAAGACAAGAAAAAGAAGAAAGAGGAGAAAAGGAAAAAGGAAACCCCACAGACGGUGCCAGACCAGAAACUCAAAGUGCCAGAAUCUGCAAAGGCUCCCAGUGUAGUGUCACACACCAGUCCAGGCUCACUGUCCCCCUGCUCUGCAGCUCCUUCCAGUCCCAGUGCUGCCAGCGCAUCUGCACCAGCUGCUCCUGGUGCUGGAAACAAUGCAAAGCUGUGGACAUCUGUGGCCAACGGACAACCCACCUCCCCAUCUCCUGGAAGCCAGGCCCUCCAGCAGCAACGAUACAUGUCCAGAGAGGUUCCUCCCAGGUUUCGCUGCCAGCAGGACCACAAGGUGCUACUGAAGAGGGGCCAGCCUCCCCUGUCCUCCAUGCUGUUGGGAGGAGGUGGAACAGACGAGGCUGCAGCGGCCAGUGGCUGCAGUACACAAGGAGAAGAUGCCCCCAAUGCAAAAACAGCUGGAACCACAGAUUCCACUUUGAGUUCUUCUUCCCCUUCAUCCCAUAAUUCAUCAUCUUCAUGUGUGGCUACGUUUUCGUCUUCUAUUACUACUCCUACUUCAACUUAUGCAAGUUCCACAUGGGGGGCAGGCUCUGGCAGCCAGUCCUCCUCUCAGGGCUGCGGGAGGGCGGAUGGGACGGCUGUAACGGACUGGCCCAAAGGGUGUUCAGAGGCAGUCGGUGAAGGGACGCAGGAGCAAGAUCAUCGUGGUAACAAUAACAACUGCAGUGCCUCAUGGAGCGAGACAAACACCCAGCAGAAGGGAGGAGGGGACGCGAACUUGGACAAUUCUUCGCCACCAUCUCCUCUCUCCCCCGCAACCUCGCUUAACGAAUGUGCUCAGUCGUGCGGUGUUGUGGCCUCUCAGGUGGAAGCGGGGCAAGGAGCUGCAGCUAUUCAAAAUUCCAAAGUCUCCCAUCUUCAAGAGAGUCCCGGUGCCAAUUGUAAACCCAGCUCGUCGGCCCGGCAACAGUCUGCUUCAGCUCGCGAUGGCCUUCCUUUACACUCAUCUGUGACUUCCUCAUUUUCUGCCAGCAGCCAACUCAUUACCACCAACUCAUCUGCCAGUCAAGCAGAUGGGGAGUGGGGCAGCACUGUGGGUGGGGGUGGUUCGGGUCACUUAGCAAUAGGAAGCGUAAAAGUUGAGGACAGUAGCAGUAGUGGUGGCAGUGUUGCGACAGACUUCGCACCACCAAAGUUUGCAUCUAUGUCAAAGGCAUGGGACAAUCAGAAGGGGGCCGAGAAUGACGAGGAAAGCGAGUGGGGUGGUGGUGGAAGCAAAGGGGAUGGGUCUACAGUUGGGAGUGGUGGUGGAGGGCAGAAGACAGACAUUACCGGACAACGUCAAUCUCACCAGAUCAAUGCAGAUGUGGCCUUACAGAGCAUGCUCAAUCGGUCAGACCUGGAUCCCAGAGUCCUGUCCAACACAGGCUGGGGCCAGACCCAAAUCCGACAGAAUGUGGAAUGGAACAUUAAUGCGGCAAGUCAAAAUGAUAAAAGCACUUCUUUGUCAUCAGCAAAUGUAAAUUCUAGCACGAGUCGAGGAGCUAACAAUCCGACGUCAAGUUCAGUCAGGGAAAAUUGGGACAGCGGAAGGACCAGUAAUGAAGUGGAGAGUGAUGACCGAAAGUCUGAAGGAGGCUGGGGGGUACGAGGCACUGAAACCCAAGGCAAAAGAUGGGGCAAUGAGGAGCAGUGGGCUGAUGGAAAAGCAAAAAGCAAAAAUGGGGGUAAAUGGGGAGAAUUAGGAAAACAGGGUACAGGGUGGGACGACCAUCCAGAAGAUAAAGGGACCGGUGGAUGGAAAAAUGUGGGACAAGGAGGUGAGACAGGUGGGUGGGGUGGGGAAUGGGGGCAGAGGGACUCUUCAUCUGGAAGAGGGUGGAGUGAUGGACAGAACAGAGAAAACAUUUCUGAAGAAGGCUCAUGGAAUGAGGGUGGGUCUCAUCGAGGGGGAUGGGGAGGAGGUGGCGAGUUGGAUGAAGGCAAAUCUCUUCAAAACUGGGGCAAUGCAAAACCCCAUACAGCAACAGCACAGAUACCAAACAGCCAAGUGGCGCCAAUGAAACCCCAAAAUCAACAGCACCAAUCACAGGGCCAGCAACCAGGAGGACCCGUUCAAGGGGGGUGGGGCACCCGGCCCACGCCUGGAGAACCACCAUCCAAAAAUCCAAACCAAAGUGCAGGCUGGACGUCUGGUCCAAUUCCCCAGAUCCCAGGGGCCACAGGAGACUCCAUGGAGCCCAGUGGUUGGGAGGAACCGUCCCCUCAGUCCAUCAGUCGCAAAAUGGAUAUUGAUGAUGGCACUUCAGCCUGGGGGGACCCCAAUCGCUACAACAAUAAGAAUGUGAAUCUGUGGGAUAAAAACUCUGCUGCUGCUCAAAGUCAUAGUCAGCAACCUCCUUCAAUGUCCAUACAACCAGCAGCCCAAAGAAGGCCGCAAGGGCCACAACAUACAGGGCCUGGUGUGUGGGGAGGAGGGGGGGACAACGGGAGUGGCAGUUGGGGCCACCAGGCGUCAGAGGCUGCCACAGGUUGGGGUGAUUCAGAUGAGUCCAGCAAACAUUCAAGCUGGGGAAACCCUUCCUCCAGCUCUAAAUCUGGUCCAAAGUCGAUGGAGAACUGGGGAGAGAAAGGGGAUAGCUCGAUGGCAGCGUCGCGUCACUCCAGCUGGGAAGAGGAUGAUGACUGCACUGGGGGUGUGUGGAACAGUGGCUCACAGGGAAGCAGCUCCUCCUAUAACUCCGGAGGGUGGGCUCCUGGAGGAAAGAGGGGCAAUCUGAAGGGAGGUGGAGGUGAUAGCUGGAUGAACCCAAUGUCUCGUCAAUUUUCAAAUAUGGGUCUUCUGGGUGAGGAUCCUAACAUGGAUAGGAAGAUGGAUGGUGAAAAAAGAGGCAUGGGAGACUAUAAUGGAGACAUCCGUCGAGGAGGUCGAGGUGGUGCAGGGCACCGCAUGUCUGGCCCAAAAGACAUUGGUGCUGUUGAUAUGGGGCCAUAUGGUGAAAAGAUGGGGAGUCAUGGAGUGUUGUCUGGCAGCAGUGGAGGGACACCGCAGCCUCGGGGGAUGCACCAGCCUGGGAUGCAUCCCAUUAACCCCACCCCAGGGUUACGGGCUCAAGUGCCUCAUCAGUUCCUGUCUACUCAGGUGCCAGGUCCUAUGCUGAAGCAGAUGCCUUCUCCUGGUGGCAGUAUGGGAGGAGUGGUCGGAGGAGUAGGAGGUGUUGGGGGAGUGGGAGGUGUUGGCGGAGGAGGAGUGUUCCCUCCUCAGAUUUCUCCGCAGCAGCUAGCAAUGCUCAGCAACAUAUACCCUCACAUGCAGCAGUUCCAUCUGGCGUGUCAGCUACUACUACAACAUCAACAACAGCAGCCACCGCAGCAGCCAAUGUUUCCGAAUCAGAGGAAGUUUCCACAGCCUCAGCCUGUGAGGCCACAGUCAGACCCACAGCAGCUGGCCAGAAUUAUGGCGAUUCUCCAGCAACAAAGGCAACAGCAGCAAACGGGUGUGGGAGGGCAAGCACCUAUCGGAGCAAACGCCAAACUGUCACCGUCUCAUCUUGGAGGAAGUCUUUCCAAACAAUCCAUUGUAGACCCAAUGCAACAUCCUGGGAUGGGUCCUAUGUCAGAUCUUCAUGGCAAAAGUCAAGGCAUGUACUCUGGAAUGGAGCUCAGUUCUUUGAUGGGUGGUAUGAAGGACACUGGAGGACAGCAGUCUCGCUUCAAAUGGAUGAUGGAAGGACACUCUCCUGUUCCCUCUUCUCCUGAUCUCACACUCAACAAAAAUGGUGUGUUAACUGACGGUCCUUUACCUGGAGGUAUGAAGAUCAGAGGUGGUUCUCCAUACUCUCAUUAUGACAUGUUGGCUGGUGAUGCUUUGGGAAUUCCUCCUCAAGUUUCUGCUGACAACUGGCACCGCACACCAGGAAGUAAACUGAGCCACAAAGCAGCCACAUCCAGCUGGCCUCCAGAGUUUCAGCCAGGCGUUCCAUGGAAGGGAAUUCAGAGCAGUGGAGACCCAGAAUCUGACCCCUACAUGACCCCUGGUGGAAGUGUUCUUGGCUCUCCUGGACCUCCAGGACUCAACGACUCCGAUCAUCAGUUGCUGAGAGACAACAUAGGGCCAAACCCCUCCCUCAACACCUCGCUGCCUUCACCAGGUGCCUGGCCCUACAGUGCCUCAGAAAGCCCCCUUAGCAAUGCACACAGUACAGGAAAGUACUCUGAGUACAAACCCAGCUGGCCUCCUGAACCCAUCGGACAAAACAAGAUGUGGAAGACCAAUCGCAACAGCUCCCAGCCACCACGCCCCCCUCCUGGUUUGACUAAUCAAAAGCAGGCCACUCCCUCCCCUUGGGGAUCUGGGGGCCCUCGGUUGGCCCGUGGUUGGGGAGGGGGUGGGGUUAACCAAGAGUCGAGAUUUGGGCAAGCUUGGAGUGACGGUACAGCCUGUCGGAGCAGCUGUUGGUUGCUGCUUAGCAAUCUGACUCCACAGAUUGAUGGCUCCACAUUGAGGACUAUAUGCAUGCAGCAUGGCCCCUUGCUGACCUUCCACCUCGGUCUCACCCAGGGCAGUGCUCUGAUUCGCUACAGCAGCCGUCAGGAAGCAGCCAAGGCCCAGGGUGCACUCCACAUGUGUGUCCUUGGCAACACCACAAUCUUGGCAGAGUUUGUCAGUGAGGAAGAAGUUGCUCGCUAUUUUGCACAUUCCCAGGCUGGCGGAGAAUGUACCAGCCCAGGGACAGUAGUAGCAAGUGGGGCCCAAAGUUCUUCUGGAGCUGGUGUUGCUGUGGGCAGUAGUGGAGGCAGUUCCCCCGGCAGUGAGCGUGCUUCAGGGGGCACAGCCUCCAGUGAAAACAGUGGAGGAGUAGGGGACGGCGGAGCAGGUGUUCCCGGUGUGAGAGCCUCCUCUUCCAGCUGGCAGAAACUGGAUGGUACUGGCACUUCUUCUGAGACAAUUUCACAAGGAUCUGGACUGGGAAUAUUCUCCCAAUGGAGCACCAACGGGGCUGGAGAGGGAGCCGCUAUUGGUGGAGUGGAGUCUGGAAGGUCUGGGCUGUGGGGCGGCAUGACGGCGGGUUAUCCCAGCAGCAGUCUAUGGGGGGCACCACAGAUGGAGGAGCGACACCAAAUGGACAGUCCUGCAGCACUGUUGCCUGGCGACCUGUUGGGUGGAGGGGCUGAUUCCAUCUGA